ACCACCACCACCGCUUCGGCUUCCGACUGUAACUAUUCUUCGCUCUCGUCGGCCCUCACAGCUACUUUCUCUUGAUUCUCUUUGUGAUCAACUAGCUUUCUGGAUAUCCACCGCUAUGUCGACUGCACCAUCCAACUUUCAUGAGAUCAGCUCGCCAGAGCAAUUUCAGGAGAUUCUCUCCGCCGAUCUCAGUCGAAUUUCGUUGCUCAACUUCUGGGCACCAUGGGCGGAGCCAUGUACGCAGAUGAACGAGGUUGUGUUGGAGCUGGCGAGGAAGUAUCCUCAGUUGUUGGUGCUGCAGGUUGAGGCAGAGUCACAGGCCGAUAUCUCGGAGAGUUUUGAGAUAGAGGCCGUUCCAUCGUUUAUUAUAUUGAGGGGUCACACCCUCCUUGGCCGUAUAUCCGGCGCCGACGCCGCCACGCUCACAUCCACCAUCGCCACACACCUCCGUCCCGCCUCUGUCCCUCUCUCCAACACAAAUCAAUCGCCGGCCGCAGCAUCUUACUCGCCAGAAAAAGUUGAAUCUCAAGAAGAGCUUCACGCCCGCCUGACGGGUCUCAUGAACCAGAGCAAGAUCGUCCUGUUCAUGAAGGGAAACCCAGAGGUACCGAGGUGUGGUUUCUCGAGAAAGGUUGUGGGAAUCCUGCGGGAUCAGGGUGUGCAGUAUUCGAGUUUCGAUAUCUUGAGCGAUGAGAGCGUCAGGUCCGGCUUGAAGGAACUCAACAACUGGCCGACGUUCCCGCAGCUUAUCAUCAACGGCGAGUUCGUCGGAGGUCUCGACAUUGUGCAGGAGAUGGUCGAGAACGGAGAGCUGAAGGAGAUGUUGUCGCAGUGAGCGCUGGGCUCGUUUAGGCCGCCGUUUUUCUUGAUAUUCGAGAUAGAUGUUUUGUUUCUGAGGUAUGCGCUGGGGUUCGAUUUCAUGUACUAGCCAGUGUGUUUUCUGCUCUUUGAUUAUCGUUAUUUCGCUGUCUCGCUCCACCUGAGACGUGACCCUUCGCAGACACUUCAAGUCUUCCACUCAUCGCGUGAAUUAUUUGUACAUUCUGAGAUCCCUCGAGACCGUCACCUCCUCUGACUCGCCCUCUCCCUCACCAUUGCCCCUCUUCUUAGUUCUCUCGACCUGAAACUUCAAAUAAUAACCUGAAAUCUCAUACCCUUCCGGACCCGCAAUCGCAACAGCCUCAAGUCGUGGACAUUUUCUAGCCAUCCUCUCCACAAAGACGCUUAAUGCCUCCCUCGCAUCUUCCAGUUCGUCGCUACAGAAAUAGUCCUCGUACUCCCCUCCGUCUUCCUCUCCAUAAUCAUCGUAGGAGGGGCCGAAGCGCACGGGGAGAGAGGGUGCUGUAUCACAGAGGGGGAAGGUGGAGUAGCCGAAAGAGAUCAGGUGGGAGAGGUUACGGGUAGAGCUGAGGAUGGUGUCCCAGAGAACGGACUGAGUUACAUUCGUACUCUCAUCGGCCACCUCCCGUUCCCGCUCAAUAUAGAGGUCUUCACAUGGAGGUAAAUUUUCCAGAAUAAAUGGCAAGACUCUCCCUGUGUCCUGCAGAAUCGUGAAGCUGAUGCUCUUCAGAAUCCACCCCGGAUCACCGCUGAUGUCCGUUGACUCCGUCGCUUCAUGGCCACGGACCGUCGCAGCCAAAUUGUUGAAUGAGUGAGAUGAUUGAGAAUGCCCGCGUUUUGAAAGCUUGACCGAAAAGACAUAAAAUCCUCUCUCCAUGCCAUUACCCAUCUUCACUGACUUUCUAUACAGCUCCCUAAGACACGGGAUACUACCCAAUGCAAGCUCAUGCUUCAAACCAUACCCGUCAAGAUGAAUGGCCUUCAAACUUGGAUGACGAUCGAAGAAUCCGCCACAUCCACUCGCGAAUGUAUCAUCUACGUCGCGGACAGUGAGUUCGCUGAUCGAACCGAAUGUAAGAUCGAUCCAGGCGGAGGAUGUGAAGUAUUCGACUUGCAGUGCGUACACGUGUGGGCCUGGCAGCGAGGACUCGGGCGAACGUUGACAAAGAGCGUUCAGAACGCCGCCUGGGAAAGGAGGAAGUCCUCUGUCGAGCUUCAGUCCCUGAACGUGAAUUCUCCCGAACGACGUCCUCGCGCAGAAGUCGAUAGGUAGAUCGUUCAGUUGGCGAAAGUUCUCGAGCGUGACGCGGUCGAGAGUGGGAUGGUUAUUUAUUGCGUUGACGACGGAUUCUUGCAGUGACACGUCUGUGUUUUGGAUGUCUAAUGUAAGGAGAUUUGGAGUGCAGGCGAGGAUGGAGCAAAGGAGAUGGUCGAGGAGGGUAUAGGACUCUGUGGAGAGACGAUACAUGGAAUUUGGUAAGACUCGGACGUAGCGGUCGAAUGAGUUCUUCCAGCUGAAGUCCGCCGAGCGGUGGGUAUCGCGGAUAAGUAUAUGUUUUAUAAGCGCGAGCACUUUGUCGUCCUUGAGGACCGAGUUCGUGAGGAGCGCACAUCGCGACUCUAGCUCUUCUCGUUCGAGAUUUAUAACCACAGUCUCGUACAGGCUAGAGUAGUAGACGCUCCGAAACCGUUUGUUUGUCGCGCAAAGACUUCGAAGGGAAGGAUCGAGCUGGACGAGGGGUUCUUGCGGUGGGCCAUUAAGUGUGAAAAAGGAGAAUGGGGGAAGAUGGCCCUGGAUGGCCAGCAGGGUUUCGUUCGGGAGUGAAAGCAUAGACAUUUUUAUGGUGAGUUGGAAACAAAAUAGAGCCUUGGGUCAUGAACGGGAGCGAGUACUAGAUACGAAGUAGACAGGUGGGAUUUAUAUCCGCAGGACGCGUACGGCUAACGAACGCCGAUGUUGUCUCAUUCGAGUCAAUGAGACUGGUGUGCGAGAAUCGCCUCUCAGAUUGCAAGCAUGUGCGAAAUUAGUUUAAAGCGUGCAGAGAAUCCUAGCGACGAGAGGCACCAUCUACCUUGAAAAGACUGGC
Stereum hirsutum FP-91666 SS1 is the source of this 2927-nucleotide messenger RNA. Its product is annotated as glutaredoxin. NCBI's taxonomy places the organism in Eukaryota, Fungi, Basidiomycota, Agaricomycetes, Russulales, Stereaceae. Bases 116 to 835 code for a protein of 239 amino acids. Gene Ontology annotation, molecular function: 2 iron, 2 sulfur cluster binding. The record is from RefSeq and is a predicted model, not a curated record. The transcript is spliced from 5 exons.